AUGUCCACCCAGUCUUCAAAGUCUGUCUUCAAAGUCUGCUACGGUUUUUGUGGUCUUCAGGCUCUUGUUAAUAGCCUGAUGAUCGGCUUCGACACUGAUCGCCGUGUACUCCUCACGCGAAAGGCCAUCUCCGACUGUCUUCGAGCACCGCUAGAAUCUGAAUCAGACCUUGACGUGACCAGCGACAGCUCAGGCUCAGAUGGCAGUUAUGCUGAUGUUGGUGAGGUGCUGGCAGACUCCGAGUCGUCCUCAAGUGACACUGAUCAACUGACAAGAGUCAACAAGCAACGUACUUCCGAACUUCCCCUCAGCACAGGCCUCUUCAUCUUCCGGAACGCCUUCAACUGCUUCGGGAGCAGCACGACGCACCUUCUUCAGGAGACUGGUGUCUUCACCCCUGUUCAGCACGAACGCGUCAGCCACGGCUCAGCGGGAGACGGCUUGGCACACGGCACUGGCAUCCACUCGCUCUCCGCUUCGGCAACUCCACUGGACUGCUUCAAGCAGUUUGUCCCACUUGAAACCUCCGAGCUGAUCACAAACACUUCCAACCGAAAUGCGGUCAGGACGUCUGGUAAAAGUCUUCUCCUGAAGCGAGAUGAAUGUGUGCAGUUAUUCGGCGUCACCCUCCUGAUGUCGGUGAUGAAGUUGCCGUGGAUACACCUGUACUGGGCAAGAGAAACGCGGGUCGCAGCUGUAGCUGACGUCUUCACCAGGGCUCACUUCCAUCAAGUACGUAGUCUGAUAAAGAUCGUCGUCGACGAGGAAGUUCCGCUGGAUGCUCGACAACAGGAUCGCCUUUGGAUGGUGUGGCCUCUGCUUGAGACGAUUCGUCAGGGAUGCUUGAAGAUUGAGAGACCCUUGGAGGUUUCGAUCGACGAACAGAUGAUACCCUUCACAGGAAAGACGGGUCUCAAGCAGUUCGUACCCGGGAAGCCGAACCCGGAAGGAUUGAUUUAG
This is a messenger RNA of Amphibalanus amphitrite, 960 nucleotides long. RefSeq lists its product as uncharacterized. The record is from RefSeq and is a predicted model, not a curated record. The coding region runs from base 1 to 960 and encodes 319 amino acids. The transcript has 2 exons. Lineage: Eukaryota; Metazoa; Arthropoda; Thecostraca; Balanomorpha; Balanidae.